AACUCCCAGCAGAGACCUGAGAGCUACCGUCAGCCCACGUCCCCCAAAGGUAAGAGCAGAUCAUUCCGCUCUGUGCCCCCGUUCCAGACCGUUCCGCUCUGUGCCCACGUUCCAGACCGUUCCGCUCUGUGCCCCCGUUCCAGACCGUUCCGCUCUGUGCCCACGUUCCAGACCAUUCUGCUCUGUGCCCCCGUUCCAGACCGUUCCGCUCUGUGCCCACGUUCCAGACCGUUCCGCUCUGUGCCCACGUUCCAGACCGUUCCGCUCUGUGCCCACGUUCCAGACCGCUCCACUCUGUGCCCACGUUCCGGAUCCCUCUGCUGUGUGCCCACGUUCCGGAUCCCUCUGCUGUGUGCCCACGUUCCAGACCAUUCCGCUCUGUGCCCACGUUCCGGAUCCCUCUGCUGUGUGCCCACGUUCCAGACCGCUCCGCUCUGUGCCCACGUUCCGGAUCUCUCUGCUGUGUGCCCAGACUGCAGACAUGCGCUUUGGUGGCCUGGUCUUCCUCCUGCUCCUCGCCUGCAUCUACCUCACGCUGGCACAAGGCUCCUAUGAGGAUUGCUGUCUGAAGUAUGCCAAAUUUGUCCCCAAGAAGAUCUACCGUAUGGCUGCGGCAUACCGGCUACAAGAGACCGACGGUGGCUGCAACAUCCCGGCGAUCGUGUUCACCUUGAGAAGGGGCAGGAUGUUCUGUGCUGACCCCAGUCACCGCUGGGCGGUGGACCUGAUAAAGAGGAUCAACAGUCGCAAGCACCUUAAAAAGCAGAUGAGGCAGGGCUAAGCUGCAUGGAGAGCCCCUCCCCCACCCUCUCUGCCCUCAGUCCCAGCAGAGCUCGGUGUUGGAUAGCGACAUGUCUGACACUGGCAAUCACGCUUUCACUGAUAUCAGAACAGCCUGCUCCCAUCCCAGAGAGGGGGGCCAUCAUCUAAUUCCAGAUCCCAGAACAGCCCACCCAGCUGCUCAGCACCGCCCACCCGCCUGCCAGCUCCACUCACCUGCCUGCCAGCCCAGCCAAACCGCCCCGCCCACCCACCCACCCACCCACCUGCCAGCCCUGCCCACCUGCCUGCCUGCCCCACCCACCGCAUGCUAAACCCUGCCCUCAUUUCUACUCAGCCCCUCCCACCUAGUCAGCCUCACCCAUCCACCCUCGCUGCCUGAUCCCUCUCACCUCGUGCCACGGCCGCUGAGCACCCUGGGAAACAGUGCAGAAUACCCGUUAUCCAUUACAUUACAUUACAUUACAUUAUCUUACACUACAUUACAUUACAUUACAUUACCUUACACUACAUUACAUUACAUUACCUUACACUACAUUACAUUACAUUACACUACAUUACAUUACAUUACCUUACACUACAUUACAUUACAUUACACUACAUUACAUUACAUUACCUUACACUACAUCACAUUACCUCACACUACAUUAUAUUACAUUACAUUACAGGAAUUUAGCAGACGUUCUUAUCCAGAGCAACUUACACAGCGUUUACAUUGCAUCCAUUUAUACAGCUGGAUAUAUACUGAAGCAAUGCAGGUUAAGUACCUUGCUCAAGGGUACAACGGCAGUGCCCUAGUGGGGAAUCGAACCUGCAACCUUUUGGUUACAAGCCCAGCUCCUUGACAGCAGGUAGACCGUCCCGCUCCUUCUGGCAUGCAGCGGUCUGAGGGGGAGGUGUGGGAGGAGCUGCAGGUCACAUGGUUUGCUUUAAAGCUUUAAGCAGAAUCCUGGGGUUUAGCAGGAUAGCUCAGUCUCAUGUCUCUUUACAAAUCUCUCCAUUUGCUGAUCGUCUCUGUGUUUUACUUCUGUUUAUUUUUUUACAAGACAAUUCUAAUCCAAGAUCCAAAAUUCCACAUUCACAGAAUUAUUUUUUGCAGCAUGAACAGAAAAAAAGAAUGCAAAGAUGUUUUUUUAUGUUGUUGUCUGAAUGGCUGAAUUGAGGUGUUUAUGCAGAAGUGUUGAAGGCAGUUUCGUUCAGACCCAAGGUUUGAUGGGUGCGCUCAUGAUCUGUGUAGAGUUAUGAAGCUUAACGCUGAUUUACUGAGCCACUUUAUGACAGAUUUAUUAUACAGUUUUUCAUUAAGGUACUGCAUGACUCUGUAUUUUAUGUUGCUUUUGUUUGCUUUUUUUAUCAGUGGUUUUACUGCAGGUACAUUAUGUUUGCCACCUGAUAAGCAUGUGGUUCUGUAUUAUGUAUUUCUGAACCUAAUUGUUUUACAACUGCGCUUUAUGAUCAAUAAAACCAUGAACUGAGUGCCCUCUCA
This is a messenger RNA of Anguilla rostrata (American eel), 2266 nucleotides long. RefSeq names its product C-C motif chemokine 25-like. Gene Ontology annotation, molecular function: chemokine activity. The transcript is spliced from 5 exons. Bases 482 to 781 code for a protein of 99 amino acids. NCBI's taxonomy places the organism in Eukaryota, Metazoa, Chordata, Actinopteri, Anguilliformes, Anguillidae. Gene Ontology annotation, biological process: immune response. The record is from RefSeq and is a predicted model, not a curated record. Gene Ontology annotation, cellular component: extracellular region.